Molecule: messenger RNA, 432 nt
Organism: Caenorhabditis remanei
Lineage: Eukaryota; Metazoa; Nematoda; Chromadorea; Rhabditida; Rhabditidae
Exons: 4
Coding region: 1-432 (143 amino acids)
Molecular function (GO): protein binding
Source: RefSeq, a predicted model, not a curated record
AUGACAGGCGUUUACAAAGAGAAUCUGAGAAGUUUCGAUAGAACAAUGGAAGAAUGCUCGGAUAUCGUUCUGAGCAUCCACAAUGCAAAGUUUUUCGUCUCUAAAUUGUACCUUGCCACGCAUUCUCCAUAUUUCAAGGUUUUGUUUUUGGGAAAAUUCAACGAAGCAAACAAAACUGAGAUCAAACUGUCUGGAAUCGAUUCGGAUGAUUUUCAAAACUACCUUGAAGUUCUUUAUGGAGAACAAGCGAUUAAUGAACAGGGACAAGACGUCCAGUUCUACGAGGCAAGACGUCUUCCGGGAUGCACUUCAAAGUUUUGGACUCUUAACCAGCAUGUGGACUAUGUGAAGCUGCAUGAGGACCGUCUUUUAGCCCAUAAAAUGACAACAGCAACGUUGUUAUUUCGGAUGCAGCGGAAAUUCCCAGUCUAG